AUGCCGAACCAAAACAUGCCGAACCGAAACAUGCCGAACCAAAACAUGCCGAAGCAGAACAUGACGAACCAAAAGCAGAGACUCGAUCAACUGGAGGCGACUCUUGCAAAAAAGAUCAAGCGGUGGAAGGAAGACGACAAGGAGAAGUAUGCUGAUAGAAAGAAGGCAUAUGGCGGCAGAUUCCUAGAAAACAGAGACAUCAUCCACUCGACCAGGCUGUACGAGCUUGCUAAGAAAGCUCCAAAGGGAGGACAUCUGCAUAUCCACUUCAACUCUUGCUUAGGACCCGAUGUCCUCCUCAAUAUAGCCACAGAUCCGGAGGUGAACAAAAGGAUGUACAUCUCGACUGACCUCCAAGGACCCCUGACAGCGGACAAACUCGACCAUGUCAAGAUCAAGUUCCACUUUAUGGCCUCUUGCAAUUCCAAAAGCGUCUUUGAGACUGGCUACAUCGGCCGGAAAAGGGAAAAUGAGGAUCCAAAACCAAACGGCACAUUCGACAAGAUGUUGUUUAGCAAGUUCCGCACAGACUUUGAAUCGAAAUUUAAGCCGCGCAACUUGAAAGUAAUGGACUGGCUCAAGAAAAAGCUGAUCUUCUCCUCCUCUGACGUUCAGUAUGAGAAGGGGGACCGGAACAGUUGCAAGAAGCAAUGGGAUAUGUUUGACGCCCGAACACAAAUGAUGGCCGGGUUGUUCAAUUACGAACACGCUUAUCGCAAAUACACACGGCUGCUUCUCGAUUCGUUCCACGACCAGAACAUCCAGUAUGCUGAGAUUCGACCGAAUUUUAUGCCAAAGAACCAGGUCUACACGGAUGCGGAUCCAAAUGAGACAUUGGACAACUAUGGAGUCAUGGAUUUAAUCAUUGAAGAGUACGAAAAGUGGAAGGAUAACAACCCCAAAUCCAGUUUCAGGGGGUUGAAGGUGAUCUACUGCACGCCUCGUUCCUUCCCCAAGGACCUUAUGCAGCGCGGACUGGACCAAUGUUUCGAUAUGAAGACCAACCCUAACUACAGCAGGUACAUCGCUGGCUUCGACAUUAUCGGCCGUGAGGACGCACCUGACGACCCCAACUCACACCCUUUGUCGUUCUUUAAGCCACAGCUCCUGAAAUUCCAGGAAAAAUGUAAGGCCGCGGAACCUGAGAUCUAUUGCCCCUUCCUCUUCCAUGCAGGAGAAAGCCACGAAGACCCCUUGAAGAACCUUGACACGGCUCUGGAUCUAGGGUCAAAACGUAUUGCCCACGGCUACUCUAUAACACAGAAGGGAAAAGAAUCCGUGUUGCUAAGGUGUGAGGAUCGUGUCAAGGCUGCAAAUGCCGCCGAAUUGGCACUGAAAGCCGCAAAGAAUGCCACAGACGGAGAAAGUGCCAGGAAGGAGAAGAAAACCCAAGAGCUGUGCAUUGAGUGUUGCCCAAUCUCGAAUGAGAUCCUCGGCCUUCACCCUGACGCCAAAGGCGCGGUGGUGUACGAUCUCAUGAACAACAAAAUCCCAAUCCCUUGUGCUCUUGCCAGCGACAAUCCCACGCUUUUCCAAUCCACGCUAGCCGACGACCAUUACCAGGCCCUGAUCGGCAGAGACGACUUCGGACUGCCACAGUGGAAGCAGCUAAUUAAGAAUUCCAUCAAUCAUGGCUCCUGGAAUAAUCCUGCGGAGCACAAUUCAGUUAUGGACGCCUGGGAAAGGGCGUGGUUCGAGUUUGUCAAAAGUGAAGCAGGGGAUGGACCCUUCUUCGAUGAGCCCAAGCCAAAGCCCAAGCCAAACCCACCGACGAGCGGCACUGCUGUACCUGACAGGCCAGCGGGAGGCCCAGGCCCCACGAGCACUACCACAUUGCAAAAGCCCACCCAUGGAGCUAUACAGCCGCCGGCAAGAAGGUCUACACAAGAUACCUCUAGGACAGCAUCAGACGGGCCACGAGCCGCAGCUCCGAAAGAGGUCAACAGUACUGCUAGACCUCACGGGUCAGCGGGAGGCCCAGCCCCCACGAGCACUACUACAUUACAAAGGCCUACCAAUAGAGCUACCCUAAUACAGCCACCAACAAGGAGGUCUACCCAAGAUACCUCUAGGACAGUGUCAGACAGUUCACGAACCACAGCUCUAAAAAAGGAUAACGAUACUGCUGGACCUCACGGGUUAGCGGGAGGUCUAACCCCCACGAGCACUACCACAUCAAAAAAGCCUACCAAUGGAGCUAUACAGCCGCCGACAAGGAGGUCUACCCAAGAUACCUCUAGGGCAGUAUCAGACAGUUCACAAACCACAGCUCUGAAAAAGGAUAACGAUACUCUAGCUGCUGCCCCCUCCGCGACGGGCAACGGGGCCGCCGCACGUACGGCGAGGCCCACUGGUAGCGCUCCCUCUACCAAGAGGACGGCGAGAGUUGCCGCAAGUAGCACCCACCCCUCUGCCGGCACGUCAACUCCACAGGCGAGUAAGGCUCCCGCAUCGCAGACUCGGAGGGCGCAAGGGCCAUGAGUGCAUACUUGAUGUAUUGAAACCGAGCAUGGGGCUGAUACAGAUAUUUCUUGAGUGUGUGUGGCGGUACUUAGUAGCCAGCCAUAGGACCAGAUUCUCAGGUUGCAAGAGUGUUUGGUAAAGAAAUCGGGACUUGAUGUGUUGGCAAUCCUCGAACUGAAGCUGGACAGGCGUUAAAGAGAGUGUCUUUUGGACAUUGUAUUGUAUUCUUUGUCUUGAGUGCUUACCACCGUAUGAAUAGCUGGC
This is a messenger RNA of Diaporthe batatas, 2727 nucleotides long. RefSeq lists its product as uncharacterized. The transcript is spliced from 6 exons. Gene Ontology annotation, molecular function: adenosine deaminase activity. The record is from RefSeq and is a predicted model, not a curated record. Bases 1 to 2481 code for a protein of 826 amino acids. Lineage: Eukaryota; Fungi; Ascomycota; Sordariomycetes; Diaporthales; Diaporthaceae. Gene Ontology annotation, biological process: inosine biosynthetic process; adenosine catabolic process.